This is a messenger RNA of Auxenochlorella protothecoides, 1065 nucleotides long. Its product is annotated as Estradiol 17-beta-dehydrogenase 12. The transcript has 5 exons. The record is from RefSeq and is a predicted model, not a curated record. The coding region runs from base 1 to 1065 and encodes 354 amino acids. NCBI's taxonomy places the organism in Eukaryota, Viridiplantae, Chlorophyta, Trebouxiophyceae, Chlorellales, Chlorellaceae. Gene Ontology annotation, molecular function: oxidoreductase activity.
AUGGGCGAGAUGACGUCGCAGCUGGAGCGACUGGUGCACUCCCCCGCCGGGGCUGCCCUGGUGGUGGUCUCCGUCGCGCUCACACUGCUGGCCAUGGUGGCCUCUUCCCUGCGCACACUUGGGGGCCUGUAUCGGCAUUUCAUCCGAGGAGGACGGAAUUUGAGGCAGUAUGGCGAGUGGGCCGUGGUCACUGGGGCCACCGACGGCAUCGGCAAGGCAUACGCAGAGGCCCUGGCGAAGCAGCGUCUACGCCUGGUACUGAUCUCGAGGACCGCCUCCCGGCUGGAGGAGGAGGCCAAGGCGAUCACGGACAAGUUUGGCGUGGAGGUGCGGGUCGUCGCCGCAGACCUCACCUCCACCGAUCCCGCCGUCUUCUCCCGCAUCCAGGAGGCCCUCAAGCCCCUGGACGUCGGCAUCCUUGUGAACAACGCGGGCAUGUCCUACCCCCACCCCGAGUACAUGCACGUUGUGGGCGACGAGGACAUCAAGAACAUUGUGAAUUUGAAUGUUCUGUCCCUCUCCAAGCUCUGCCGCAUCGUCCUGGGGGGCAUGAAGGAGCGCGGCCGCGGCCUCAUCGUCAACGUGGGAAGCGGCGCAGCCACCGCCAUCCCCUCGGGGCCCCUCCUCGCAGUGUACACCGCUUCCAAGGCGUACGUGGAUGCUCUCAGUCGGUCGCUGGACCACGAAUACCGCGAGUUCGGCGUGCGCGUGCAGAACCAGGCGCCCCUCUUUGUCGCCACCAAGAUGUCCAAGAUCAGGCGAGCAGAGGGGCGAGCCCGCAUCGACGCGCCCACGCCAGAGGUCUGGGCGGCGGCCGCCGUGCGAGCCAUGGGCUACGAGACAGUCUUCUUCCCCUACUGGUUCCACGCGCUGCAGGCGGCCGCCGUGAAGCUGCUGCCCGCCAGCCUGGUGCAGUACCAGGUGAUGCAGAUCCACCGCAGCCUGCGCCGCGCGGCGUACCGCAAGAAAUCCAAGGCGGCGGCGGAGCUGCUCCGCGCUCGGAGCGGGAACGAGGCGGGCGAGGCCCCCGCGCCCACCGCCAACGGGGUCAAGAAGGACGACUGA